Galendromus occidentalis (western predatory mite) is the source of this 767-nucleotide messenger RNA. Its product is annotated as tigger transposable element-derived protein 4-like. Lineage: Eukaryota; Metazoa; Arthropoda; Arachnida; Mesostigmata; Phytoseiidae. The transcript has a single exon. The annotation marks the transcript as partial. Gene Ontology annotation, cellular component: nucleus. The record is from RefSeq and is a predicted model, not a curated record. Gene Ontology annotation, molecular function: DNA binding.
AUGUCCUCAAAAGCGAAACGUUUGUGUCUCGAUAUCAAAACUAAACUUGAAAUAAUCGAAGAAAUUACGAACGGUGUGAGUCAGGCAACAGUUUGCAGAAAUCGUGGACUAUCGAAGCAGUCUGUGAACACGAUUUGGAAAAGUCGAGACAAGCUCCGAGACGCAAGUGACAGUUUAGUUCUUAGCCGGAAGAAGAAGAUCAGAUCCGCAGCCUACGACGACGUUGAGGAGGCCCUCUUGAAAUGGCUCCAAUGCGUAAGGUCACAGAACGUUCCUGUUGAUGGGCCCUUAUUGAGAAAGAAAGCCCUGAGCUUGGCGGGACAGCUCGGUAGGUUCUCCUUCGAGUGUAGCAAUGGUUGGCUGGAUCGGAUGAAAGCCAGACACGAACUGGUUUUCCGCGAUGUGUGCGGCGAGGGAGCUUCAGUAAAUGAAUCUAUGGUUACAAAAUGGUCUAUUGAAAAACUCCCGACACUUCUCGCACCUUUCGCUCCUCGGAAUGUAUUCAAUGCAGAUGAGACGGGACUCUUCUACCGUCUCCUGCCGAACAAAACAAUCUGUUUCAAGGGAGAUCCGUGCGUCGGUGGUAAAAAAAGCAAGGAACGUUUGACAGUCAUGGUCGCUGCGAACAUGGAUGGGUCAGAGAAGCUCCCCCUGCUGGUGAUCGGCAAGUCUGGAAAACCUCGCUGUUUCAAGCACGUCAAGACUCUACCCACCGAAUAUACUUUCAACCGGAAGGCCUGGAUGACGUCGCAAGUUUUGAUAGACUG